Molecule: messenger RNA, 3202 nt
Organism: Scylla paramamosain (green mud crab)
Lineage: Eukaryota; Metazoa; Arthropoda; Malacostraca; Decapoda; Portunidae
Product: TAF6-like RNA polymerase II p300/CBP-associated factor-associated factor 65 kDa subunit 6L
Exons: 9
Coding region: 112-1884 (590 amino acids)
Biological process (GO): RNA polymerase II preinitiation complex assembly; transcription initiation at RNA polymerase II promoter
Cellular component (GO): SLIK (SAGA-like) complex; SAGA complex; transcription factor TFIID complex
Molecular function (GO): protein heterodimerization activity; transcription coactivator activity; RNA polymerase II general transcription initiation factor activity
Source: RefSeq, a predicted model, not a curated record
UAGCAUUCUCAUUCACGUAAUCCACUUUAACAGCCAGGAGUAAUCCUGAGUCACCUGUAGAAUCAAGAUCAAGAUCAAGAUUCACACCACUCGCUGCUACAUUCCCGCAGUAUGGGAGAUAGAAAUGACAACCGAGGUGAUGAAAAGCGAUGUGCUCAAGUGGCUGUGGAGAGCAUCAUCACAUGGGGGGAGGCAGCAGGUGUGGCAGACCUCCCACAGGACCUGGCCCGGGUCAUCGCAGCAGAUGUCACCUACAGACUUCGACAGACUCUCAGUGUGUGUGGACAGUUCCUGAGACACAGCAAGAGGCGCAGACUGACCCCAGAUGACAUCAACCGAGCCCUUGUGUGGAUGGACGUCCCUUCUGUCAAUGGGUACACAAGCAGUGACCCAGUGGAGUGGCAGGCAGUGCCUGAGGUAGGGGUGCACAUCCCACAUGAUCCCAUAGUCAACCUAGCCAGCACAGGCCUCAGUGGAGACAUAUUUCACCAGCCUGGCAGCCCUUGUGUCAGAGGAGAGUGGGCCUACAUCACAGGGCACACCAUAGUGAAAGGAGAGGGUGGUGGAGACCCCAUACCAGCUCCCUUGCCCCUAGCAGCUGACCAUCUUCAGUAUUAUAAGACACUGUUCACUGUUAUCACUGGACCAUCUAAUGACCUCUUCAAAAUGAUGUGUGAGGAUGUGGCAUCAAACCCUGGUGUGAAUGGCAUUGUUGGGUACAUAGUGGGUGGUGUGAUGCGAGGAGCUCAUCGGGCAAGACAGAAGCCCUGCAUUCUUCGUCGCCUGCUCCUCAUUGUACAGGCACUCCUCCUGAACCCAAACCUCCACUUGGGCCCUCAGAACUAUAUGCGUGACAUCAUCAACGUGCUUGUGUAUUGCAUCAUUAUUGAGCGCAAGUCUCCCCAAGACACCCAGAUGAUCCGCAGCUUGGCCUGCAAUGUGCUGCUUCAGGUGGUGUCACGAGAGCCUGGGUGUCGAAUAACCUGGGAGGGGGUGGUGAGCAGUCUGGGAGGUGUAGUGGCCAGCAGCAGCAGGCCCUGGGGACAACAUGUAGGGGCACUAAUUGGCCUCCUCACCCUGGGAUGUCCUGCUCUGCUACACAGCCUCACUCCCAUUGCCCGUUCAUACCACAACCGUCUGGCCCAUGCCAUUGCCCAGGCACCAAGCCCCAGCACCCGUGAUGCCCUGGACGCCCACACAGCCAAGUGCCUCUUGCUGGCUGGGCUUGUCAAUGUCAUGAAAAGCUACGUUAAAAGUCUCCCGGACAAUAUGGUUAUGUUUUCAUCCACAAAGGAGUCCUCAUCACCUCCAGCAGCCUCCAUGUCAUCCAGUGGCAUGGGUGAUGGUGACGUGCCCUUUGAACAAGUGCAGGAGAUCUACAACCUUGGGGAGGAGGCUUAUGGAUCAGCCUUUAUAGCACAAGUGCCAACUGUGUACCUGUGCUGCACUCCCAAUCAUGUUCCUAGCUUCUUGCAGUCUUCUGUUUACAGAGACCAAGCCAUCUCUGGGGAUGCUCUUCUCAACCCUCCACCUGCCAAACGACCCAAUUACAAAUCCUCAUCUUCGCACCACCUACACCAGACACUCAGCAGAGCCAAGGUGAGAAGAAGAGACCAGCCCUAUGCACCAGCACAGGUGUUUGAGGGAUACAGGAGUCUCCCUGAAAAAUGCAUCCACGUGAAUAUUGGAGGAUGCCCAACUAAGAGUGUCAACAAACUGAAGAGGAGAGAAAGUUCCUUGCCCACAGUGGUGCCACAUCCACAUCGACCCCUCCUUGCCCGCUACUGUGCAAGGCUCACUGGUUGUAUGCCCCACAACACCUUCACCAAACCACUGCAUCCUCCUCUAAGACCUGGACCUUCACUACAAUACCUCAUCCUGUAAUCUUGUGGACACAUUAUACUAACCCCUUAUUAUCUUGUACAGUACUUACCUUGGUGUGAAAGACAACUGCAAUAAGUGUACAAAAUUAGCAAUAUUUCUUCCAUGUCAAGCUGCCUAAAUCAUGAUGUCAUGAAUCUCACUAUUUGGAGCAGUGGUUGUUAAGGCCUGAGGAAUGUGUCUUGUCUUGUUGUAGUUACAGGACUGGAGAUGCAGGCUUUUAUCAUCAUGUGAGUCUGCAGUUAUCUCAUAUGUGAUUUGUAAUUUCAUACAUAUAAACAAAAAGAUUAUGGCUUUAAGACAUGUCAUUGUCAUAUUUCCACAUCAUGAUUUUCAUAUUAGAUGCAUCAGUAGCCACUCAUUUCUGUUCAUGUGAGACCUAAAGCAUAAAUGUGACUGUGCCAAAUUUAAAAUAGAGAAAUAUAAGUAAAGUACCUGGAAGAUUUUGUGCAUCUAUUAAGGAACAAGGAGUUGUAGAGUGGUGUUGGAGAAAAGGUUGUGAGAUUGCAGGGAUGUAUAGGAUAGAUCAUGUGAGAGGACAGCUCCAUAUAAAAAUAGGAGGAUAACAGAGUAUGAAAGAGAGAAAGAUUGAGAAAAUGUAAAGAUGUACGUAUAUUAAUGUGUUAAGAUGAGACAUGCCAAAAGGGAGGUUUAAGGAUCCAGCACUGGAAAAGAUAGAACUGUUCAUAUAUAUAUAUAUAUAUAUAUAUAUAUAUAUAUAUAUAUAUAUAUAUAUAUAUAUAUAUAUAUAUAAUCAUGUUCUCUAAUGCUCAGUAAAGUGUUUAAUAGAAUGGAUUCUGGCCUGGCUGGCACAUUGAUAACAUCUUCAUUGUGGAAUCUAGUUUUCUGUGCAAUGUAUUUAGAUUAUGUUAGUGUAGUACCUCAUUUACUCAUUUGUGAAACAUCAGCUGUAAUGAUAUUGGUUCUACAUCAGUUGAACCUGCAUAUUCUUUCCUUUGACACCCAGUUUUCUCAAAAAUUACUUGUACUUAAUAGUAUUAUGCAAUGUAAAAGUAAGUGCCUCCAUGGUAGUGGCUUGUGUGCCUAGCUACAAAUCUACAGACCCUGGUUCAAGUAGUUGCUGUUGGGGUGGUUGGCACACAGCUCAUCCAGCAGUUCAUCCUUCCUUCAGGUUGGUCAUUAAUAAGUACCUUGGAAACCUGGGAAGGUAAAUUGGGAUGUCAGCAUGAUCCUGUGUGGAGCAAGGGACAUCCACCACAAGCUCAAAGGGCAAGGUGGAGAGGAUUACAAGACCAGACACAGCUGUUGUGUGUACCCCAACUUUACCUUGAACGUAAAUAUAAUAAUACCCGUUUUUGUA